Odontomachus brunneus is the source of this 8674-nucleotide messenger RNA. Its product is annotated as bromodomain-containing protein 2-like. The record is from RefSeq and is a predicted model, not a curated record. The transcript is spliced from 21 exons. NCBI's taxonomy places the organism in Eukaryota, Metazoa, Arthropoda, Insecta, Hymenoptera, Formicidae. The coding region runs from base 1540 to 6087 and encodes 1515 amino acids. Gene Ontology annotation, biological process: regulation of DNA-templated transcription; chromatin remodeling. Gene Ontology annotation, cellular component: chromatin; nucleus.
UGUUUCAACUAGGUUAUAUCGUUGAAAUAUGAAUUGGCAAACUAAUAAUUUGUGCUAUUAUUUGAGUAAUCUCGCUUCACUCUACUAGCAGCAUUAAAUAAUGCAGAUGCGACUUUGCGAAUAAAUAUUAGUUAACUUUUAAUUAAUAUAGAACUGCCUUACAGUAAAUACUGUCAUAAUUAGUAAAAACCAUUGAUAUUGUAGAAACAAGAUUCGUUUUGCUCGCUGUGUCUAGUAAUCAUUUAGCAUAUUCAUAAAUAUUCUCAGUAUCAAUAUCUACGGCUUUAUGCGUUACUUUUAUGCAAUGUGCAAACGGUGCGUAAUGUCUUACUUUUUAAUUGUUAACGUAAUUAUUUCUGCUCUAACGAUAUAAAGAUGUAUUUCCAUGAAUUUGCAUGAAAUGACUUGAAAAUGCCAUUAUAUUUCAUUUAUAAGUUCUCAUCUUAUUUCUUUCGAGUCAUGUUGUGAUCUCUAGCUUCCUCUCACGAGAUUCCAAAUUAGCUUGCCUGUGGUUAUGGAAAUUAAAUAUUUAGCAGCCUAAUUCGCUCGCUGCAUGGGUAGGGUCAUUAACUUUCAGCGUGUGUAUAUAUAUGUAUAUAUAUAUGUACAAAUAUAUUAUCUAGAGAAAGUGUAAUUCGUGUUUUUGCCUAUUUUAGCAUUAAUACAUGCAAGGGUUUCUUUUAAUACACACAACAGCAUCUGUAUUUUAUAUCGUAGAUCGUACUCUCUAUUAUUUUUAAGUUUCACAUUUUACACAUACAUGGGCAUUAACAUUUUGCACAAAUACGGCGUAUAAACAGUGUUUUUCUUAGGUGAAGAGGCAAGUUCCACGCAUGCGUAGUAACGUGAACGUUCGCGCUUCAGCUGCGUGCACGUUCUGCCGCGAAGUUUGCCGCUUCUGUUCGUCACUGAAAAAAUCAGAAAGUGUUACAGUGAAUGAUAUUAACUUUUUUAUUUAUAUUUAUUAAUUGAAGGAAAGUAAGGUCAAAUUCUUUUUCCGUGCUCGCGAACUUAUCACGUGUGUGUCAAUAUUUAUAUUUCAAGUAUAAAAAGAAUGUUAAAUUGUUUAAAAUUUUUUUUCGCAAGGAUCUCAGAGUAUUUCAAAGUAUUCAUUUUCAUUUUGUUACGAUGGCGUUUUCGAUGAUUCGAUCGGUCAUAUUUAUUUUGUUUAAAAUCGUGUGAAGAGUCCCAGGCUGUCUAUAAAUUACACACUAUAAUUUAUAACUUAUGAAUAGUAGUGCGAAAGAUAAAAUUUGUAAAGAAAUACGGGGAGUAUUGUAAGCAGGUAAAAAGAGUGGAUAGGGUCCGAUAAAUUUCACCUCACGUUGUCCGUCUAAGCACGAGUCUGCCGACGCGAUCACGUGAUUGGUUGCGCAGGUUUCUGGAUGCGCACACUAGUAUCGCGUGGUGGGGCUUGUUCAUCCGUCUGGGAACGCUACACACAAAAUACGUCGCGAUUGAUAACCUAAAAUGCAUGGUACCGACACAAGAUUCGUUGUAUCAGAUGCUUUCUAAUGUUAUUUUACCUUGCGUGUAGAUAUGAAGACGAGCGCAACUGGUAAGGCCUCGACUACACCAGCGAGUCCUCCAAAGGAACCACCUCCGCGCGAUGAACCACACUUGGAACCUGUGAACGGCAUUGUUCAACCGCCGGUCGUCCCACCACCGAAUCGUCCAGGACGUAUCACGAAUCAACUGCAAUUUUUACUGAAGGGUGUUUUGAAACCAGUAUGGAAGCAUCAAUUUGCCUGGCCCUUCCAACAACCUGUAGAUGCAAAGAAGCUCAAUUUACCAGACUACCACAAAAUUAUCGAAAAACCUAUGGACUUGGGCACAAUCAAAAAGAGACUGGAGAAUACCUAUUAUUGGAGUGGGAAAGAAUGUAUUCAGGACUUCAAUACAAUGUUUACCAACUGCUAUGUCUACAACAAGCCUGGAGAAGAUGUUGUAGUCAUGGCGCAAGCCCUAGAAAAAUUAUUUCUCACAAAGGUUGCACAAAUGCCAAAAGAAGAAGUGGAAUUGGAUCCACCAUUGCCGAAAGGACCCAAGGGUAAAAAAGCUGGAAGAGUUAGUGGUUCAGCAGGUGGAGUUGCUGGAGGUACAGGUCGAGGACGACCUGCUUCAAGUGCAGCUGCCGUUACCUCUAGCGUACCUAACAGCCUGGCGCCUUCCGCUACUGCGGCUAGAACAACGGGUGUUAUACCUAUGCCACCGCUUGGUACUCAGGCACCAGUAUCUGUACCUGGAAGUACGAAUACAACCACCAUCGCUCCACCAGCAAGCAUGGGCGUCGCGCCAAUGGCUACUCAUAAUUCUCUGCCUCAACAAGUUGUCCCUCCGACCACAGGUUACCAUGCACAACCAGCGCUAGAUCCACAAGCAGCUUCGGCUGUACUCCCACCUCCCCAAGUUCCCACGGCACCUGCUGUCAUGCCUCCGUCGCAACCUGCCAAACUUAAAAAGGGAGUGAAAAGAAAGGCUGAUACCACGACACCUACAGCAAAUUCAUUUGAACCUAUGUAUGCGCCUAUGGAUUCUAAGAACGCCAAAAUACCUACAAGAAGGGAGUCGGGCAGACAAAUUAAAAAGCCAACGAGGCAAGCAGAAGAUGGUUUAGUGCCAUUCCAUCAGACCAAUAUGCCUCUGAUGGGGGCAAUGGCACAGCAGCCUCAACAUGCUGGUGGCAAAUCAAAGGAAAAAUUGUCAGAAGCCUUAAAGUGUUGUAAUGACAUCUUAAAAGAACUUUUCUCCAAAAAGCAUUCGGGUUACGCCUGGCCGUUCUAUAAACCAGUGGACGCAGAACUUCUAGGCCUUCAUGACUAUCACGAAAUUAUCAAGAAACCUAUGGAUCUUGGCACUGUAAAGUCGAAAAUGGAUAACCGCGAAUACAAAACUGCACAAGAAUUUGCGAGUGAUGUCCGGCUUAUAUUUACCAAUUGCUAUAAAUAUAAUCCUCCAGAUCAUGACGUUGUUUCCAUGGCUAGAAAACUGCAGGAUAUAUUCGAAAUGCGAUAUGCAAAAAUUCCGGAUGAACCUAUGGGAAGCAUGGUAACUAUGAAAGGUACGAGUAGCAGUGCCAGUAGUUCCGGCGAAGAAGAUUCUUCGGAUAGCGAGUCCGAUGGCGAGGAACAACGCACUCAAAAGUUGCUCGCUUUGCAGCAAGAGUUGAAGGCCAUGCAAGAGCAAAUGAGAAAAUUGGUAGAAGAGAGCGGUAAAAAGAAGAGUAAGAAGAAGAAACCUGAGAAGACGAAAUCAAAGCCUAUAAGCAAUAAGAGCCUUGUUGCCAGUCACACUGGUGCCAUGAAAGAACUAAUGAAACCAAGUGGCGGUAUCCCUAAUGUAACAGACAGCGUUGGUGCUAGUAUAGCCAGCGUCGCGAUGGGUGCAGGCGAUCUGAAGAUGCCAGGUGGCAUGGGAAGCGAUCUCCAUCAUUCGGCUAUAGCAGUAGGUCCUAACAAGACCCAUGCGGCAGGAAAUUUAGGUCAUCACCUGCCACCAGCAGCGACGAACGCCAAGCCGAAGGGGAAAGGCCGAGGACCUGGGAAAGCUGCAGCUGCGGCGACUACUGGGACUAAGAGGCCAAAAGCCAAUAGUAGAUCUGCCGGAAACAAAAAGAAGAACGCUAGCAGCCAACCGCCUCCGAUGACAUUUGAUUCGGAGGACGAGGAUAACGCUAAGCCUAUGUCUUAUGACGAGAAGAGACAGCUCAGUUUGGAUAUCAAUAAACUACCAGGUGACAAAUUAGGUCGCGUCGUACACAUAAUACAAUCUCGGGAACCCUCAUUGAGGGAUUCAAAUCCUGAUGAGAUUGAGAUUGACUUCGAGACGUUGAAGCCAUCGACGCUUCGUGAACUGGAGAGCUACGUUGCAUCAUGUUUGAGGAAAAAGCCACACAAAAAAGUCAGCGGUAAGUCUAAGGAUGAACAGAUGGCAGAAAAGAAACAAGAAUUGGAGAAGAGGCUACAAGAUGUGACAGGGCAAUUAGGCAACGUCAAAAAGACUACCAAGAAAGAGGACAGCAAUAAAUCUGUCGAUGUAGUCGGAACUGGUGGUGCAACUGGACCUUCGCGGCUGUCGGCGUCGAGCAGUAGUAGCAGUGACAGUGACUCGAGCAGUAGUUCGCUUUCUUCAAGCUCCAGUGACUCAAGUGACAGCGAAGCAGGGACCUCCAAUCGUCCGCCUAGAAAGAAAACAAAAAAGAAUGCACCGAGUACAGGACCAGCUCCAACAGCUACCACCGUUCCAUCAGCACCUACAUUGAAUCAUACCGGAGCUCUCUUAAUGAAUAGUCAACCACCAACAAAUGCUACGGGACCAAUAGCGAAACCAACUGUAACUCAACCAAGCAAUAUUCCUUCGGAGCAAAGUAAUUAUCAACAUCAAAUCACAGUAGCUGCUGUUACAGUAGCCUCGGGUAUGCCAGUGGUAAGCCAUGCAUCGAUGCCGGCUCAACCAUCGCGACCCACGGCUAUGGCUACAGCUGCCCCUGUAAAAAAGCCAACGCCGCCACCCCCAGCGACGUCCAAUCCGCCGACACCGUCAGUUUCCGUGCCGACUCCACCGCACAGCGUCACACCAACGAAUACGAAUUCCAUGACAGCUUCGCCAGUUGUCUCGCAGCAGCCACCGCAACAGCCACCGACGUCCAUUAGUUCCUUUUCAAGUGCGAAUACACCCGUAUCCAUAGACGGGACGAACUUGAGUCAGCAGUCCGACCUUAUGCAACCAUAUACUACUAUGGCUACGGUGCCUACCACGCAGCCAUCCCUGGAUCCGUCGCUCGCAGUCAAAAAGGAGCCGCAGUUUAUUCAGGCGUCUCACACGACCAAUAAUACCAACAAUAACAACACCAAUUUGAAUUUAUUACCAGAUGUGAAACCUGUGAACAUGAUGCAGACGAAUAUGGCUUCUAAUCUGAAUCUGGGAAACGUCAAUAUGGCGAAUUUGAACAUGAGUUUGUCGCAAGGACUCACGGCGCAUAUGCCCAUGCACAAUCAAUUGGAGAACAUAAUCAAUACCACCGCGCCGUUGACCAGCAUACAGAACUCCCACAACGUCACGAUGUCGCAGCAGCAUUCCAAUGGGUUCCCGAAUAUAAAGCGCGAAACCUCGCCGCCCAGUAUGCUGAACAACAAUGGUAUUCCAGGAAUGAACAUGGGAAUCAAUAUGGUGGGUAGUGUGGCGUCGAUAUUCGAGUCCAUUCCUAUGGUGGGAAGCAUCCCGAUGCAAAUUUCGCAGAUCCCCAUUAAAAAGGAAGAGAAGCCCAUGUCUAUUGCUCAGUCUCAGCUGACGCAAAAAACUAUGGAUGCAGGAGCUCUUUUUGCAGAAAUGAACACCCUAGGAAUGCCACCAAUAGGUAAUAAUCACGCCAGUGCUCAACUCAUGCCUGAAAAGAAAAUGACUCCACCCGAUUCGAAGAAUCCUACCGCAACCUUUGCGACAGCCUUCAAAACUAAGUUUGAGGAAAAAUUCAAUGAAAGAUACAAAAAAGAAAAAUUGAGAUCAGUUCAGUGUCAGAGAUACAGGUACAUUUUGCGUAAACAGACUGUAGAGCAGAAUGUGAAAAAUGCAUCAUCCUGGUCUUCCUUGGCGCAAGCAUCCAGUCCGCAAUCGUCGGCUGCAGGUAGCAGUAUGAAGAGUGCUGCAACUCGAGAUUCGUUCCAGCUAUUCAAGAAAGCAGCUAAAGAAAAGCAGGACAGAAUUAAACAGCAAAGGGCCCUUCUGGAACAACAGGAGAUGCGUAGGCAACAGCAGCAGAAGGAGCAGGCCGAGCGAGAGAGAUUACGGCAGGAGAACGAGAGGAAAAGAGAACGGGAGGAGGAGGAUGCUAUGGACAAGGCUAGGAAAAACGUUGGAGAUCCACAAGGCAACUCCAUGACCGCCACGACGAGGACGGAAGAAGUGAGAGCCAUUGCAGACACGGAUAGCAGUAGUCCGAGUCAUUCGUCCAGUCAGGACAGGUCAGCCGCAGAGAGAGAACGUCAGAGGCUACGGGAACAAGAGCGACGACGGCGCGAGGCGAUGGCUGGCCAGAUUGAUAUGAACAUGCAAAGUGACUUGAUGGCUGCGUUUGAAGAAUCUUUAUAAUGUUAUUAUUUGCUGUUCUUAAUAAGUCUAUUGAAAGCUGUCGUCGCUUGGAUACAUCAGAAUUUUAUAUUGGACAAUUGGGUAGUGCAGAUUUGUUGUAACAUAUAAAUAUGCAUAAUAAGCACGUGUAAAAAUGAUACCGGACGUUUCGAUAAAAUAAUUUGACAAACGCAAGACGACAUUGGCAAUCGAUAUUGCGGAUUGGUACAAACGGUUGUUGCAGUUGGGACAUUCCAACAAAAAACCUGAACGCGAUCGUCCGGCGAGCUAAUCCUCGUAAUAAUCCUCGUCAUUUGUAACCGUUAGCUACAUAGCACAACGGUAACUAUACAUGUUCUCACUUAUAUUGAUAAUAUUUGUUUUUGUCUUCAAAUUUACAUAAAGUACGAAUUUGUAAGACCGGAAAAAUGUAACGUAAGUUAGUAUAGAAUUUUCGAAAUAUUAUGUAAAUAUUUUUUUUGUUUAGCUAUGUAGCUAAAGGUUAUGAAUGACGAGGAUUAUUAUGCAUCGAUGAUUUUUGUGUAAUAUCGAAGAAGACACUUAACUGUGACCCCAAAAACAAAAAAAAAUUAUACUAUUUCAUAAAUUCUAUACUAAUUUACGUUACAUUUUUCCGAUUUUCAUAAGUUUGUACUUUAUGUAAAUUUGAAAGCAAAAGCAAAUACUAUAAAUAUAAGUGAGAACAUGUGACUAUCAAGUGUGUUCGAUUAGAAUGUGUGUAUAUGUAUGUAUACAAUUGCGUGCAUGCAAGGCGUGUUAAGACAGAUGUAAGGAUCAGUGUAUAUUUAGUUAAGUUUUAUAUUUUUCCAUAUUAGGCCACAGUUAAUAGGAUUAUAAUAGAUACAGUGUUUCUGCCAAUAUUAUAAAUGUAUAUAUAUAUAUAAUAAUUGGCUAAUAUUAAUAAUUUUCUCGCGAAGUUCAUUCUUGAUUAUAGAUAAACCCUGUCCCUAAUCAUCUAAAUCACGUGACUUCUAAUCAACAUUCUUGAUUAUAAAUACACACUAUUCCUAAUUACGGAGAGAAGAACUAGGCUUUUUAAGUAAAUAACGUGUAAAAAUAUAAUCUAACGCGAUUAUCCCAAUAACUUGAUGAAUUUCAUAACGAUCAUUGCGGCUGCUCGCUUUUCGACUUGAUCAAUCAUGUUGAGCGGUAUUUAAUAUUUUGAUUGAUGCGCUAGUCGUUGCGAGCCAGCCAGCCGAUUCGAAGUUAUUCAUUAACUCACCUUAGAACAAUGUUGUCAAUUAUUACGUGUAACGAUAAGAUGAUUAUAGGGAUGGAGAUUAUAGAGAUAUGAAAGCAGACACACAACAUUCAAAAAUUAAUCAGGCAUAGUUACAUAACAUCGGUUUAUAUCUUGUAUAUCGUGAAAGUUGCAAGCUCGACGAGACGAUGAACCACCUUUACGGGAAACCUUUUUCGAAUUAAAUAUCAAGAGAUUUUAUUUUUACUCUUUAUUUGUUUAAUGAGCUCGAACAUACUUUAAAUCACUCUCAAAAAUUCUCUAAAACAAUAAUAAGUAAAUUCAUCUCGGAUUCUCAGAAUAGACUGCGUCACCGUAAACUAUCAUACAGAUAUAAUUAAUAACUUUCAAUAAAUUCGCUCACACGUAUCUGUGUAGCUGAAUAUCUCGCGCUUGCCACUUUUUACGAAUCUAAAAUAUUGCUGUCGAGAAUUAAAUACGAUUCAGACGGCAUGUCACAGAGCACGUGUUUUUUGAAGAGUUGAUACGAAUUCGUCUCGAUGUUUAAAAUUUUAGAUGUAUAGUUUUGUCUUGUAAAUUUGGAUGGUCCAUUCGUAAUAGAAAGUUAUUUUGUUUAAGUAAGAUUAUUAAAGAACGAUUCAAAUUCACUUCGGCACGCCACAUGCUACGUGUUUUGAAACAGUCUUUACGAAUUUCGAUGUAUCGAUGUAUAAAGUUUUAUAUGUACAGUUUUAUUUUGUAAAUUUGGUUGAUUUCUAUAAUAGAAAGUUCUUUUGAUUUAAGCAAGCUUACUAAAAGCAGAUUUACACAAUCACUUGUUUUAGUUCAAACAUUUUUUGAACAGUCUGCGAAUUUAUUUUAAUGUACAAAGUUUUGGAUGUACAGCUUUGUCUUGUAAAUUUAGAUGAUUAAUUCAUAACAAAAAGUUCUUUUUGUUUAAGUAAGAUUAAUAAAGGCAAAUUCAAAUUUACCUCGAUACAACACGUGCUUUUUGAACAGUCUACGAAUUUAUUUCUGUGUAUAAAAUUUUGGAUGUAUAGCUUUGUUUUGUAAAUUUGAAUGGUCAAUUUCUAACGGAAAGUUCUUUUGGUUUAUUUAAGACUACUAAAGGCCAAUUCAAAUUUAUAUUCUUUUUGAAUAGACCUUACAAAUUUACUUUGAUGUAUAAUGAUUAUGGGAAUAUAUUAGAACAAUGAUAAAACUAUUGGCAGAAGCAACUAAAGUAAAAUGGUCGAAUGAAUCGUGAUUUCUUCUGAGUUUAAAUUUCAUUGCGCAUCGGCGAAUAGUCGUAGUACAUUUUUACAAUUUAUCUUCUCAUUCAUAUUCUAAAGAAAAAAAAUGAAUUAUAUAUAUAUAUAUAUAUAUAUAUAUAUAUAUAUAUAUAUA